UGACGCGUGCACAACACGUUGUUGUGAGGGAUGGACCCUCAAGUGUCAACAGAGAACCUGUUUGUUGGCUUACAAGGCAGAUAAGAAGGUCGCCUUCCGUGAAGGUGCACUUCCUUGCAUCUUAUCCAACACUUUCCUCCAAUAAUCUACCGACAUGCAUCUGCCGUCGUCCAGCGACUACAAUGAAUACCUUGUGUAUCCCGAGGAUUCAGAAUUCUUUAAACGGGAAACAGAGCUCCCAUCGAAGCUCGAUUUCAUGGAUGGUCUAAGGACCGAGGACAGAACCUUCGAGUUCGAGUCAUCCACAGCACCAACGAUGCUGUGGUCUUCUGAUAUCCUCGAUACUCACCUCGAAGAUACGGACGAUGCAGCAUACAUCGAGAAUCUGGCUAUCCACAAAAUGCAGGCAUCUAACGCUGCCCGAUAUCGGUACCCAGAAGCAUCUGCAACCGGAGACUUCUUAAGUUUACCGCAGUUGAGUCCUGACGAAUCGCCGUUCAGUGUCGCGUCGAGCAGGUCCCCCUUGACUCCACAAGGCGGUUCACUUCUCCCCGACCUCUUCUGUGGUCCGCUGGAAGACUUUGGGCUUUUCGACGUCGCAGCGGAUUGCAGUCCGUUUUUUGAGGAAGAAGGAUUUAUAGAAGACGCAGCUUGUCCUGAACAACUGCAAGAAGACCUUGCCUGCCGGGCGGUCUUGGACAUGCCUUCUCCACUAUCACUCUUAGAGAAUGUCUCUCAGCCGAUGCUUGUGCUUCCAGUUGAUGAUGCAGAGCUGAUGCAUGACUCGUCGUCUAUCUUGCCAGACUCUAAUCCCGCGGAGCGAUCUCGUGUCCUAAGAUUUACAGAGGGCUUGACGGAGAACAUUACGUCUCAAUUGCAAAUUUGCAUUGCUCCAAGCCCAGCCAUCCGUUCGCUCCGUACUAAUGUACAGCAUUCGGAUCACCUCUCGUCGCCUUUCAACCCAAACCAUGCUGAUAUUGAAUUGGCUGACGUUUGUCGAGGAGUCAAGCGCCGGCGGACCGACGACGACGACGACGAUUAUCAACCCAGUCGCAUCCAUAAACGUGCAGCAUCCGAGAAGGCUAGAAAAGUCGCUUAUCGUUCCUUAAAAAGAGUGACAAGGCGCGAAGGAGCUAAGGAAGAGCGAUUUGACUGCUUGAUGAAAAUUCAUGGCUGCAAGAAGUCUUUCACGCGUAGAAACGACAUGGAGAGGCACUUGGGGAGUUGCAAGUUUAACCCAGACCUGCCCUCCACGACAGUCAUAUGCCCUCACUGCCAAAAGUCCCUGUCACGUAAAGAUGCUCUUUUGCGCCACAUUAAGCAGAGCCAUGUGGAUGCCCAGUGACGACACAUCAUAUAGCGUACAUCAACGUUGGUUCUGGCAUUCAACCGGACACCAAUCGGCACUUGAGCUUGCUUCAAUCUGGACCAAUUCUUACUCUUGCCCAUCGCAAUUAUAUGUAGCCAUAGCAGAUACUUACUUGCAUCUUCAUUCAACGUUCAAUGUCAACCUUGCAUGGCGUGGCCUUACAUGCCCUGGUGAUCAACUGGCUACCACUGGACUCGUGGUUAUAUAAAUCAGACUGUAUGAUUUCACCCAAAAUAAAUAAAUAAAUCACAAUUUGAGGGA
Suillus bovinus is the source of this 1630-nucleotide messenger RNA. RefSeq lists its product as uncharacterized. The record is from RefSeq and is a predicted model, not a curated record. The coding region runs from base 155 to 1345 and encodes 396 amino acids. Lineage: Eukaryota; Fungi; Basidiomycota; Agaricomycetes; Boletales; Suillaceae. The transcript has 3 exons.